This is a messenger RNA of Hyalella azteca, 6127 nucleotides long. RefSeq lists its product as uncharacterized. Lineage: Eukaryota; Metazoa; Arthropoda; Malacostraca; Amphipoda; Hyalellidae. The record is from RefSeq and is a predicted model, not a curated record. Bases 582 to 5888 code for a protein of 1768 amino acids. The transcript has 13 exons. Gene Ontology annotation, biological process: signal transduction.
UAGUGCUAGAGAGAAUAUGGCUCCACAUGCUCCAACGCUGCCGCCAUAGUGUUCCUCAGGUCCUAUAACGUGACUCUUAUGAGCUCACAAACGUUAGUGAUGAUCAGGCCUCCUUUUCUUGCACUUAUAUUGCGCUUGUGGAGACGGAAUUGUGUGAAGUGUUGGUAAAGCGAUCUACAUCUUCUCAAGGGGGGACAAUAUGGCGACAAUCGGCAGUAAAAUUACGAUAUUACGAUGCUUUGAUCCAAUUUUUUUAUUCUAACGAAAACUUUUAUUUAAUCGAAGCUACUGUGUAUAGCAGUGAGUGGUGUAUAAUUUGGAAAUCCUCGAGAAAAAAUUAUGUGUGUCCAACUAAUCGAGGAAAUGUGCACAGCAAAGUGCUGCAACAGGUUCAGAAAGAUACAUUUUUUAUAUAAGCCAAUUUGAAAUUCAAAAUGAAACCGGUGGUACACUUCCUUCAGCCAUUCGGCAUCAUCUUUGUAGUAAGGAUAAGUAAUAAAUUAAAAAUAGCGAAAAAUCAUUUACGUCCAAAAAUUAUUUUUAAAAUCAAACUUUGAUAAGUUUGUAAUUGAAUAGUAAUUAUGGGCGACUCCACUUCCGGAAAUGACGGAAAAGGAGGAAAGAAAAAAGACGAGAGGGAGAGAAGAGAGAGCCGUGAGCUGAUACGAGGAACAACCAUUCAAAAAUCUACGGGCACAAAGUUGAAGGAACGAUGGCUCAUGACACGCAAGACUUGGAGGUACAUGACCGAUGCCGGCAAAAAGUUGUUUCCGGAAGGAACGAGUCCCAAUCGAGCCUCUGACAUCCCCAAAGUUCAAGAACACUUCCAAAAAACAUGCACAAAAGCUAAAGAAUUUAUUUUGUGGCCCCAUCACGGGUCACCGAGUGACGACGAAUCUCCGAGCAGCUUACAUUAUGCAACUGGAGAACAUGAAUAUUCUCGGUAUGUCGGUCCUUCUGGAUCACGACAGUCAGCCAACAUUCCUAUCCCUCUUAGCCAGCGGCGUCCGGGAAGCAUUCUCCCUCCAUUCAAUGAUCCUUACGAUGAGAACGAAGCACAGAGCUCGCUAAGUUUACCUAGUAGUCCUACCAGAACCACUUUUUCACAAAGUGGGUUUCUUUCGCCACCACCGCUUUCAUCGAGAGAAAGGGCUUUAGCAUCGGAAUUGGCCUGGGCACUUCCUCCAGAAAUUUAUGCUCAGCUCAUUCGUAGUUAUGGCAUCAGUACACUCCAACAUGUAGCAUCUAGACUUCUGGAAGAACAGCUUAUGGAAGAAGACGAGUAUGAAUAUGACGAAGAAGAAGGCGUUGAACUCCUAGAAAUAGAUGGAAAACGAAUGCGAAGCAUAGGGGCACAGACAGAUUCGUAUUUAGAUAUGUGUGUACAAACUGAUCAUGAUGACACAGCAGAAGACAUGGUUAAAGUUGGGGCUGAAACAAGAGCUGAGACGGAAGCUGCAUUUGCCUUAUCGCAAGCUCAGAAGCGCGAGGAGCUUGAGAAGGAACAAAAACAGGCAGAAAAGCCUAUCCCUGAAACUUUGCCACAGCAAGCAAAAAUGAAACAAAAAGCUGUGCCGCAGCUUCUUCAGCCAACUCAACCGCAGCCACCCUUCCAGAAGGAAACUCCAGUCAUCAAGAAAUUUUGGGGUAGGAGGGAAAGCAAAGGCACAGAUCUGCCAGUUCCGCAACCUCCAACGUCAGCCGAAAAGUCGAGUCGCGGAUUGGCGUCAGAAAAGGACAGAGAAGCCCCCCCUCCGAAAGGAGGUGUAGCUGCUAAGUUAGCUACAAUAGAAGCACACUCUUCGCCUGGUUCUCCUCCUCCCAAAGAGCAGCAGAAAGCAGCUGUUACACAACAGCCCGUUCCCAAAAAUUCAAAUCCCCCAACUGAAAAAAUCGCAAAGCCUCAGGAGAAAAAGUCAUUAAAAAAUGUUUUCAAACUAGGUCUAAAAUGUGACGUGGAAGCUGCAGAUUCCCCCAAGAAAAAUCUCGAGAAACAAAAUGCGGACCGAUUCAAAACUGUUAAUUACGAUAAGACUUUGAGAAACAUUAAAACUAAGUGGACUAAAGAAGACGAUGAAAAUCUCAUGAGAAUGUUGGCUCAACAACACGCUUGUGAACCCUUGAAAGAACUUCCCAAGAAAAAAAAGCGAUCUAAAGCCAUUCAGGUCGGAGAAGCUCUACCUCAAUUUAUCCUAACAGCGUUUAGGGUCAGUUCUCCUGUGGAAAUUUUUCAUGCAACACGACGUCGUAUAAAACGUCGGUCAUCGAAAGCUGAAUCAACCGACUUUUCGGGCAGUGAAGGCUCGGUAUCCAUAGCGUCUUCGCUUCCGACAUCUCCACGUUACUCAUUCACGGUUGCGGAUGAUUCUGGGACCAGAAAUCUUUUAUUAACUGAAGCAGAAGCAUUGAGAUUAGGUCAAAUGGGUGCAACCAUUUAUAACAAGCGAGCUAGUUUAGACGCAUCCUUAGAAUCCGGCGACAGCGACCGUGAUGGGCUGCAAGCUUUAGUAGGAAGCCUUCGAGAGCAUCCGUCUCAUGUCUACCAACGGUCCAUGUCGGCUCAUCAGGUGCCGAGCGUGCCAUGUUUGAGCGCCCUGCACGGUGGAAGCUGUCGACCAGGUGGAGGCCGGUAUUCAAGUCUUCAUGGCUUUCCUAGUUCGGCAGCUGCAGUUAGAGGACACAGGGCUAGUUUAUUGCAAUACCUUCUUCCUGCAGUGAUGCAGCGGACGCGGACCGGUGCAAGCGGUCACAGUUCGCGACUGGUGGCUAAGAGGAUUUGGCGGACACGGUCUAAAAGUCAAUCAAGAGCUUCUCCUGCCUCGACAUCCACGUGGACCCCCAUGGGCGGGAACUUGUGGCUGUCGGUGACUGGCGCGGUGGUGACGCUUGAGCCCAGCGACCUCCUUCAGCUUACGGAGCUCGAGCGUCUCACGCUGCAGAGACUCGCGCUCGCCAAGAUCGCCGCGCUCAACCUCGGCUGUCCCGUCACCUUGCCCAAGGAGAGCAGCAGUGUGAGCAGCAGUAAAAAGAGAAAGCCGUAUUUAUUGAAGCGCAAGGCCCUCACGACAGGUUUCUUCGAUUCCAAACGUGAAGAGCCAAAAGGCAGCGGCCUGGGCGGCCAGGUUUUCGGCCUGUCGCUGCCCAAAUGCCUCGAGAACGAACGCCUGAAGCAGCAGCAGGCGGCAGAGGCGCUGGCCGUAAGUUCGGCGGCCAUCGAAGCUGACGUCCUGCCAGCAGAUGAGCCGACGGGCUUCCUCAGCCGGAAGUCUUCCCAUACGGGCUCACACGGCUCGUUCUGCUCGAUCGCCGAUGGCGUGAAACAGUCCAGCACUGGGUCUCUGGAGAGCCUGAACCUGGACCGCAAGCGGCCCAGUCUGAUCAGCGGAGACGCCGGAAUCUCUGAGCUGCUGCAUGUGGAUGCACCGCUGUCGCAGGUACCAUCGCUAGUGACCGCUUGCUGCAACCAUCUCCUCAACCACGGCCUUCACACCGUCGGUAUCUUCAGGGUAUCUUCGUCGAAGAAGAGAGUGCGCCAGCUUCGAGAAGAGUUUGACCAAGGAGGCGAAGUUGUACUGACGGAGGAACAUUGUCCUCACGACGUGGCCACCCUCUUGAAGGAGUUCUUCAGAGAUCUGCCCGAGCCUCUGCUCACCAGAGACCUCUACGAGCCCUUCCUCUGCACUCAGAGAAUAAGGAACCGGAAGCUGAAGCUGGAGGCUACACAGUACCUGCUUCAGCUUCUGCCGCCCGCCAACAGAGAUACGCUCUACGCGCUGCUGUCUUUCCUCACGGUCGUCGCUGAGCAUGCCGUGGACACCGUCUCUGAGACUGGUGAAACCAUCCCUGGCAACAUGAUGGACAGCCGCAACCUGGCAACCAUGUUUGCCCCCAACAUUCUGCACAUGCACAGAGCUGGAGCUGACAACGCUUCUCCAGCCGCGCUCGCUGCUAUGGCGGAUGAGAGAUUGGACUGCACCAACGUCGUGCGCAGCAUGAUAGACCACAACAAAGAACUCUUUGAGGUAAGCGCAGAACUUCUGGACGAGACUUACCACCAUCUUAUGGACACACAUCCCGAGGCCCUUGACGUGAUGUUGCGACGUAGAUCCCCUCAACACGAUGAUAUCAGAGGCCAACAGCUGCUGCAGCAGCUGUUAAGUAGUCUCUUGCAGCCAGCAAGACGACUGUCAACUUCACCACCAUAUUCCCCAGGACACGUGGGGCUGGAGGGCGACGCCGAGAGCAGCAGCAGCGUCUUCGACGGAAGCGAGUGUUCCAUGUCUCUGCCACGCAGUCCCACAGAACACAAUGAGUUCGACAGGUUGAAGGGACCAGAGGACGCUGACGGGCGGUCAGCACGGAGCAGGAAUCCUGCCGGGGAUAACACGGAGGACAAGCGCGACAGGGGGAAAUGUGAAGAGAGAAAAUAUAGUGCCGGGGCAGAAAUUCACGUCGAAGAGCGUGGAUGGUUCAGACGUCGAGACAAAAGUUCUUCGAGGGAGUUAGACAAGCCGGCUGAAGAGAAGCUCCCAGAGAGAAGCAGAUGGUUCAGAAGAAGAGAUAAAACAUCACCCAGAAAUUCCAUUGACUACGGGAUAAGGAGAAAGGGUUCUGAUAAGAAAAAAUCUGAUAAACUUUCUAAAAGAGACGAAAGGCGAUUAUCAAUGCACCGUAGUAGCGUGGAUCAAGGCAAUGAUCCAACAGACUCGCGUGACCAUCGGCAACGAAGUUCAAGCGACCAAACCGCCGCCCAAGAAAGGCUUAGAGUUCCCGAGGAAAGCUUGAGGAGGUUAUCUUCUCCAGAAAUAGAUUCCUGUGGGGUCAUAACUGCUUCAUUGAAAAUUCCAGUGCCUCUUCAGCAACAACUUAUUCCGUCCACUUCCAUAAGGGAAUCUGACAUUCCCUUCAUUGAAGAUUCCAUCAUGGCGGAAGAAGCUCGAACUCGCCGUAGAGACUCGAGCGUCAACACAUCGCGUCCCAGAACCGGUAGUAGCGAUUCCUAUCUUGGACAGCCCAUCACAGGCACCAUGAGUUUCCAGCCUCUGUGUAAAAAAGACGUCGAAAAGCAAAGCCAUGAUUCUGUUUUAUCAUCCUCGUCCACCGAUAUGUUUACUUUGUCACCAUCUCCGAGAAAUACACCAGUUUCUGACUUUAUGCUCGCAUCUGAAACUUCGUCGCCGAUGAGCAGGGCCACGUCUCCUCCUGUUCUCCUAAGUCCAGAUUCAGGUACUCCCGGACUUUCGCCGCCUCCUUCACCUCCACCUCUUUUACCUCGUCGAAUACGCAGAACGGGCGAACUUAUUUCGCGAUCAGCACCUCUAGCACAUUCUGCCACGCACACUUUUGGUACAAGGGCUCAUGUUUAUUCCACGACGUCAGCCCAGGACGCAAGAGAAAGAAGCACAACGCAAACUCCUCAACAACCCAUCACGCGGUCCAGAACUGCCGAGGUAGCUUCGGUUUCUGCCACUACUUCCAAAGACCCUAAAGAUUUCCCUACGGCAGCUAAAAGCUCCUCGGGGAGCGUUCGAAGUUCAUCUAAAGCAUCGGGAGUUAAAGUCGACGUCUACAACCUCACAGGGAGCUUGUCUAAGGUUCCUGUAAUGACAGAAGUCCCUCCUGAAAGUGAUAUCAAUCAACAUUCUAGUCGAAAAAACACGAAGCCAGCUGUAGGCACUGCUAUAUCAAAUCCUCCAGCUAUGAAUCCACAUCAAACUUAUGUACAAUCACCACAGUUGUCAAAUCCAAGGCUACUUCCGUCUUCUGGUCAGCAGCAAGCACAGCCACGACGCCCCACAGGCGCGUCCGAAGCAGGACCAACCCCACAGCUGUGGAAGAGAUGUGAAAUCAUAGCGUCCAAUCCCACCGAUCCUAAACCUCGUCUCUGACGAAAAACUCAGGAAUGAAUGGUUGAAAACGUGGACAUUUUUUAAGCAGCUCUAUGAACUUUCUUAGAUGGGCCACGGCUGAAAGAGCCAUAAUCGAUUUAGGUCCGAAUAAGUUGAAAUUAUUGUGUCCAUGCCUAUCACGUAUACAGAGUGUAAUAAAACCUUAUCUUGUUUUUCUUGAUGAAUGACUUUUCUAUUCUAUAAUUUUCAAAUAAGAGAAAUAUAUUUGCCACCAAAUU